Molecule: messenger RNA, 801 nt
Organism: Temnothorax curvispinosus
Lineage: Eukaryota; Metazoa; Arthropoda; Insecta; Hymenoptera; Formicidae
Exons: 1
Coding region: 1-801 (266 amino acids)
Source: RefSeq, a predicted model, not a curated record
AUGAGCAUGGAACAGAGCGCCUUGCUGAGCAGCCAGCACGACAUCCACGGCCGCAUCUCCCGCGCCAUGGACAACCUCCGGAAGCUGGGUGCAGACAAGCUCACCCUCGGCACGGUGAGCACUUGCAUCCGCAUUCUCGACGACCUGUGGGCCAAAUUUGAGUCCAAUCAUGACCUCAUUCGGGCAUGCUACGGGCAACUCUACAGCGAGACUGAGUACGCCAAAACUGAUUUUGUCGACACCGUUGAGAAUGCUUACGCGCAUCAACGCGGUUUGCUUCUCGGGUUCGAAAGCAAACUCAAACCCGCGUCGCCUAGAGAGCCAGUCGGACCGGAGCAAAACAGCGAACACGCUCCCAAGACGUCACUGCCGCGUAUUCAGUUGCGGAACUUUUCGGGCGCGUAUGAGGAGUGGCCGUCGUUUCGGGAUCUUUUCAAGUCGGUCAUCGGUGAGAAUUCGUCGAUUUCGAACGUUGAGCGGCUCCAUUACCUCCGAUCGUGUCUGCGAGGGCCCGCUGAAAAAUUAGUGAGUUCAUUAACGGUGACCGGUGACAAUUACGACCGCGCGUGGGCUAUUCUGAAUAAACAUUUCGAGAACAAGAGGGAGUUGAUACGCUCCAACUUCGCCACGUUUACCGCCGUGGCGAAAAUGAAGGGAGAAACCGUUGACGAGCUGAGCCGCAUCCAUAACGCCGUCACAACCGCAGUCAAUGCGCAGGAGAGCAUCGGGAGGCCCAUAAAGUCCCAUGGAAUGGACCUCUUUAACCACCUGGUUGUCAUGCACUUCGACCAGCGUACGUGA